AGUACUAAAACCCAUCCCACCUUUCUUACAUCAUAUCCUACCUACCUUUUUUUCCUCCUGCUUCGCGUACUCUGAGAUAACCUUUGAAAACAACAGACGUACAAGCUGCAUCAAGGGGAUUUUGGCAGUAAGACUCGUCCAGUAUCGACAAAGGCACCGAUAGCUCUGAUUGAUAGGUGUUUUUGAAUAUCUUUGAAGAAGGCGAGGCAACCCAUUGUUGGGAAAUCUUGAAAUGGUGACAUAACAAACGGAUUGUCUUGCUGUCUCAUUUUUCAAAGAGCUCCGAGGAUACAAAGUUACGCCUAUCUUUCUCUAUUGAUAUAUUCUCGCCUGCUACACUCGCUAUUCCAUUCAAUCAAAUAUCGGCUCUAAUUUAAUAGUUUCAACACUCGCUUUCGCUCCGGUCGCAUUCGUUUCGACUCCUUUGCGGGCAUCUUACCAUGUCCUUCGGGCCGCGGGUCCUUUUGCCGGGCGCAUUCCACUUUGAACCUCUUAACGACGGUAGCUCCUUGUCUGGCGUUCAUCCGGGAAUGUUUCGACCUUCUAUAUCACCCUCCGCUUCGAGCUCUCUAUAUCUAGAUAAAUCUACCAACAGCUUACACUCGGAUGCAUCAACAUUAGGCCUUAAUGCGAAGAGGAAACGGAGGGGACCUCGCGAGUCCAGCCUAUUUAAUAGCUGGGGUACGAAUAGAGGUGAUGCAGCAUCUAACACCGAUAAUAAAUACCAGGAGGAGGCCGAAGUCAACGGGCUGGUUGAGGGGGAGGGGAGGAAGUAUGUUCUAGCCGGUCAAACUGAAGCUCCUAACGGAGUGGCUCCUGGAGCCUUCAUGGACGCGAUGGAAGAUAGCAUUUAUUCCGACGUCAAUUACAGGCGCAAUUUAGGUCCUAAAUGUGCGCCCGCGAAGAUCGAACCGUCCGCUAUUAAUGCUACGUCUACUAUAUUAUCAUCAUCACCCCCUCGAACACGGCAAACGAGCGGAUGGGGUUCUAUUGCUUUGAGUACUAUAGGCGGAGUCGUUGGAAAAGUAUUCCAAUUCUGUAGAACGGGCGUGUUCCGUGGUUUCUAUGCCGGUGGAGGUAGGGGAUACGGGAUGAAGACACCACCUAGGCAACCAUCAGCUACAAACGGCCAGGUUUGGUGUAAUGAGCACGAUAUUCCUACUCUUCCAGAUUUCGGCUCUAGCACAGGACCAAUCGAGAUUCCCCAGUCUCACUAUUUCCCAUCUAAUUACAGAGAAGGAUCGCCGGAAUCCCCGCCCCCUCCUGCAGCAAAACGGCGGCAGAUUGAUACCGGAGCUCCUGGAGAUGAACUGCGCCGGAAUUGGGUCAUGGUCCGGGAAUCACCCGAAAAGACACGACCGCAGAGCAGAGCUUCUCAAACCUCAACAGUCCGUACAUCUCAACAACAAACAUUUCCGCCCGUUCUCCGUCGACGUAUUAGUCGACCCGUGAGCCGCGUAAACACAACCAGCGCCACUCGACGCCAUUCUAAUAGGAUAAGCCAUGUCGGAACCACGCCUGUAUCCAAUACUGAGCCGGCAAGUUUUGCCUCUCCUCGAGCUCACUCACCAGCCGUAUCAUUGCAUACUCCCAGUAGAAUCCCCGUCCCAAGCCAACCGCAAUCACCCAGCGUUUUCUCGGCCUCUCGUAUUCCACAACCAGCUUCUCUUAUUCCUAGUCCUAGUAUUCACCCGAGGCGUAGUCACGGGAGGAAUCAUAGUACGGCAUCAGCAGCAUCUGGUACGUCCUCUAUCAGGAUAAGAAGAGGGGAUUCUACGCAGGAACUUAGGGAUUACAGCCCUCGACUGGAUGCCGAGGCGAAGACCCUGGCUGCUAAGAGACUCCAGGAGGAAAUAGAAGCUGACAUGCGGAUGAAUGACUUCAACGCUCGGUUAAGGGAUAUGAUACGCCAAGGAAAAGAAGCACUCGGGACGAAAGUGGAUAUCGAGAUACAUGACGACAUGGAGGGUGUGGAUACUUGGGAAGACGCCUAAAUGACGGGGUGAAGCGCGGCAGUUCAACGAUUUUCCUCUUCUUUUCAAUUACAACUGGGUAAGGCUACGAAACCGACGGCGUGGCUCAAGUCCAAUAAAAGGGCGUUUAAGGAUAUAUUCUGUUUCUGUUUUGGGUGCAACGAUUCAACGCCAACUUGAUACCAGUUUCAUGUUUUUUGCUUCCAUUGGGAUUACAGCACCUAUUCAUAUAUUGGCACGGGUCUGGGGUCUAGGAGGAUCAUCUUGUAUAAAUACAUAAUGAUCACGUUACGAACUACUGAAUGAAUGCCUGAUGUCAUUAACUUGUCACCGAAGACCUCGGAAUCCGUACGUCGUAGGAUAACUGCGUGUGUUCGAUUGCCCCUGUUCUUCGUCAUGCCCCUAUGUAUUUGUUGGUGACUAUUAACGACCUGAAGUAUCGUGGCUUGAACUUGGUUCGUCUACUAAGGUGGAAGGGAGGAUGGCCCAAGGAUAUAACCUGGGGGGCAUUAAAUAUAUCAGCACUAAUUUACAAAGUGUUGGUUAAAUCUAAGUCAUUGAAUAAAGGUUUGCGGCCUACUUACAUACGUGGUUCCAAGUAGUGUUUCUACCGGGUCAGGGGAAAACUGGAUGGGACAUCUAGUUGUCACUUUCUACCUCUUGGGACACAGGCCAAAAGCCGCGGUACGUUGUAGAUACAUAUUUUAUGACGUUUCUAAACUUGAAAUAUAGAC
Molecule: messenger RNA, 2707 nt
Organism: Daldinia vernicosa
Lineage: Eukaryota; Fungi; Ascomycota; Sordariomycetes; Xylariales; Hypoxylaceae
Exons: 1
Coding region: 441-1994 (517 amino acids)
Source: RefSeq, a predicted model, not a curated record